Messenger RNA from Microcebus murinus (gray mouse lemur), 4369 nucleotides. It is a transcript of the gene RAP2A, whose product is annotated as RAP2A, member of RAS oncogene family. The record is from RefSeq and is a predicted model, not a curated record. Gene Ontology annotation, molecular function: GTPase activity; GTP binding. Gene Ontology annotation, biological process: Rap protein signal transduction. NCBI's taxonomy places the organism in Eukaryota, Metazoa, Chordata, Mammalia, Primates, Cheirogaleidae. Gene Ontology annotation, cellular component: membrane.
GCGGCCGCGGCUCGGGCGGCUCCGGCGGCUCCCGCUGCUUGCUCGCCCUCAGUGCCUGCCGGCGCCCACGGGGCCGCAUCGCCGCCCGGCUCGGCCCAUGCCCAGGGCCGCUGCUCCCUCAGCUGCCGCCGCCGCCGCGGCGCCCGGGGCCGCCGCGCCGUGAGGUGGGGCGGCCGCGGGAGGCGGCGGGCCGCGCGGGGCAGGGUCUGGGGGCGCAGCGCGGCCGGCGUAGGUCUAUGUCGCGGGCGGCGGCGGCGGCGGCGGCCGCGGAGGGACGAUGCGCGAGUACAAAGUGGUGGUGCUGGGCUCGGGCGGGGUAGGCAAAUCCGCCCUGACCGUGCAGUUCGUGACCGGCACCUUCAUCGAGAAAUACGACCCCACCAUCGAGGACUUCUACCGCAAGGAGAUCGAGGUGGACUCGUCGCCGUCGGUGCUGGAGAUCCUGGACACGGCGGGCACCGAGCAGUUCGCGUCCAUGCGGGACCUGUACAUCAAGAACGGCCAGGGCUUCAUCCUCGUCUACAGCCUCGUCAACCAGCAGAGCUUCCAGGACAUUAAGCCCAUGCGGGACCAGAUCAUCCGAGUGAAGCGGUAUGAGAAAGUACCGGUCAUCUUGGUCGGGAACAAAGUGGACCUGGAAAGUGAGAGAGAAGUGUCGUCCAAUGAAGGCAGAGCCCUUGCUGAAGAGUGGGGCUGCCCCUUUAUGGAGACUUCUGCUAAGAGUAAAACAAUGGUGGACGAACUCUUUGCAGAAAUUGUGAGGCAGAUGAACUAUGCCGCUCAGCCCGACAAAGAUGAUCCCUGCUGUUCUGCAUGUAACAUACAAUAGCACCCGAAUAUGGCUGUCCUGGACAGGAUUUGCCCAACAUCGUAGGCCGCAGAAAACUCAGAGUUUGCAGGAUGCGUGGUGUGAAUCUACAGAGAACUGCAGCCCUUAUUCAGAAUUGAGCGGUGACUGUCAGUUGAUAUCUCUGAGUAACAUUUGGGUUCAGUAACUACAGUUUUCACCGUUGUCCUCAGUCUCCUGUAUGCAUCUGCGACUUUCGGGCAUAGCCCAUCGAUCUACAGGGUGAUCUCAUUCGAAAGCUGUGCUGGCACUGUCACUGAGUUGACAGAAGCGACUAUUGUAUAAAUUAGAAAUAAUCAUGAGGGAGAAACCAGAAGAAUUCCUAUGAUCACUUACAAUUAAAAUAUUUUAUCUUCUUUAAAAAAAAAUAAGUAAAGGAGAAAUAUUUUCCUACAAGAGUACUGAAUUUCAGGAAUUGGGAUAGAGCUUCUAACCAAUGUAUUCCAUCAAGUAAGAUAAUAACAGCCGACCUGCCAACAGCAUUACAGGGAGAGAUUCUUUGCUCAGCUGACACAUUUCUGUUUUUCAAAUUUGAUGCUUAAUUGUAGAUGUUAUCCUAAUUUGUGACAUGGAACUAACUCAUGCUUCAAUCCUUGAUAGAGCAAAAGCCAGAACAGGUUGUAUAAAAAUACAGUCUGGCUUUAGUAUUUGUUAAUCACCUGCUUUGCCACAGAAAAUGGAGGCUCUCACAAGGUUUUGAUGAGAAUUGAAACCCCAAAGCCAUCCUCUGUUAACCGAGCAGGGGUGGCCAUUUUAUUACUUUACUGAACAAGAAGGAAGCAACUGUGAUGGGGAGAGAUUGCCUAGCCUUACUAACAAGAAGCAUUCUAGUAGAUAAACUAGUACCAUCGUGUAAGGAAAAUGAAGCCAUGUUGCAUCCAUAUGUUCCCGUUUGCAGAAACCUCACAGGACAGUACAAAUAUCUGGCAUUUUUUUUAGGUUCGUAAAUGCAGCAAAUUCCUUCUCGCCUUUAAGGGCUAUGGUUGUGGCGUGACCCUUGGCUAACCUGCUUUCAAAAUCAAGUUUGCCAUAGCAGAGCUUUAUUGCAGGCAUUUAAAAAAUUGAAUAACCAUGUGAAAUAAUUUGGGCUUAAAAGUAGAACAUAAAUUACAGAGUGGAAGGUAAGGGACAAAAAGCCUUUUAUCUUUAAUUUUCCUGGAGAAUUAUAUAAAGGUUUUCUUAGAACAAUUUUGCCCUGAUUACUGAAGUGGCAAAUAAAGCUAGAGUGAAUAUUUUGUUUUGAAAAGGUGCUCAAGCUCUGACGUUAUUUUUUCGGUUUUCACAGCCGUGAAGUAUUUAUCAUUUGCAUGACUAAUGGCACAGGAAAAAAACCUAUUCAUAAGUUUUACAAUCAAGUAUGAAGGGUUUUCAGCUAACUUCAGAGUUAUAAAUGCGAAGAGAUUAUCUUGAGCUGGGCCUCUGGAGAUAAAUUUGGCCUUCAGAACUGCAAUAUCACUGAGCCUACGAUCUACUUAUCACCCCACAUUUUGUUGGCUUCACAGUCUUGUGCAAGUAACCUCUGGUCUUACCUGUGUAACUGAGAGAAGAGUGUAUGUUUGUGUGUGCAUGUGUGUUUAUUGUUCCUAAGAAUUUGGCACAAGUCAGAGAUAAUUGCCUAUACUGAGAAUCUAUACUGCAGAAUAUAGUAUAUCGAAAACAUUUUUUCUUUUAAAUUAUUGAAGUGUCUUUUCUGCAUUAUUGAAAUCAUUUGUAGCCCCCCAAGUGUUUAAUAACUGGCAUUAAGCUUAGAGGAUGUAAACAAAAAAGAUUGAUAGUAUUUUUCAUAGAGGAGGAAACUAAAGAGAUACCUACAUGGGUGAAACCAGGCCUUGGUUGUCAAAAAUCUUUGAAUUGUGAAUAUUUACAUUCUUUAGUAUAAUUUUUUAUAAUCCUCGAUUAUGAAGCACCUUGUUCAUAGGACAAAAUCUUUCAGCCAAUUUUAUUGAAACAAAUUUCAUCAUGUAAAAGUUAAUUUGACUCAAACAGAGAGAGACCUAAGAUUCAAGAAGUAUGAUUUAUCUACUGAAGCAGAAAUAUUUGUUAGUGAAUUGAUUGAGUUUUGGAUCUCUAACAUCUCAUAAUGAUUCAUAAUUAAUAACAAUUUAUGACAACUAAGAUUGUGUAUUAGAAAUAUCUAUGAAGAUUCCACAGUUUUACAUUAUAGAUUGCUAUGCAGAUAUGAAAAACAGGUUAAAUAAUGUGAAUGAUAUGGCAAAAUAUAAGAUGGAAAAGAUGAUCUAAAAUGGGUUGUAAUUAGAAAGGUUUAUAUCAGACAGUAAGGUGGGCUUUUACUGUAAAGAUGUUAAUAAUAACUGAUUUGGCUACCUGAUCAGUGUUUCUGCAUAGCCCUAUAUAUUUGGUGACAAGGCAUCAAAGACAUCCAAAAACUGGAAAUCCUCCUGUGCUUUUGCUAUUGGUAUCCAUCUGGUGUGAAUAUAACUCAGCUUGAAUGAAUGUGUUUGUCGAGGUGGUAAUAAAAAGCUUAAGAAUAGGAAGAUUGCAUUUGUUGGCACAUGAAAUAUUGGUGGCUACAGAGGAAAGUUGGUGACCUUGGGUUGCUAUUUAUUUUAUGCCCUGAUCAGACUAGCAACUAGUUAAGUGAAAGUUUUUCUAACAUGCCUUAAAAAUAUUAUGGUUUAAUCCAAAGACCCACUUUUUCUUUAGCUAUUGUGAUAAGGUUUUCUUUUGUUUUUUUUACUUUUAUACAAAGGCAGCAUUUUUUUUUUAAGUUUCUUUCUUUUAAUGUUAUAACUUUUUAGUUCUUUUAAGCUGUGAUAGUGAUGGUAACUGAUGCCUUUCAUUUUUUCAACAUACACAAACAAGCCAGCAUCUGAUAAAAAAUAUUACAUAAAAUCUUUUCUUACACUAUUGAAAGGUGCUUUGAUGAUUUUCUCCUUUGGUUUGUAGAAUUAGGACUGAAUUUUUGACUCUAAUUGCUGCAGUUGCCAUCACUUUUCUGUGGUAAUACUACUGAAAUGCUUUUCUGUAUAAAGAAAUGUUGCCUAAGGCUGUCUGGUAUUUGUUUUCAAGGGUUUUCCAGUGUGAAUGCUGUCAGUGUAUGUAUGGAUAUGAAAGUGCUUUGUUUUGUUUGUUGCUGUUGGCUCAUUUGUUUUUUUCAUUUUUUGUUUUUAUCAGUAGUCUUAUGUUAGCACUGAGUAAGCUUUAAUUGUCUCCUUAGCCAAUCAAAUAUUAAUGACUAUGGGGUCUUUUUUUUUUUUUUUAACGUGUCAUUGUGUAUCUAUUAAAUCUUGAUCAGGGUUUCAAGAAUGACUGCAGUGGGUUUUGGAAACAGACUUAUCAUUAUUGAUUUGAGGUUUCCCAGAGAUAUAGUUCACAGUUAAUUGUUGAGCUCUAAUACAACUGACCAUUUAAAAUUGAACAACAGUUUAUUGUUUUGUAACAAUGUCAGUUGUUAAACCUUGACAUUUCAAUUAAAACAUGAAUUGUAGUUAUAACUCAAUGCAAAUUCAACAGUUGUAUUUGGAGUUAAAUUAUUUUAACAAAUAAAUUUAUUUAAUGAAA